Nezara viridula (southern green stink bug) is the source of this 309-nucleotide messenger RNA. Lineage: Eukaryota; Metazoa; Arthropoda; Insecta; Hemiptera; Pentatomidae. The record is from the annotation of a GenBank genome assembly.
AUGAUGCUCAAGACCCUUCAAAAACACAAUGAAGAUUCCCCGACCGGCACCACACCGCAGCAGCUCGACGAAAACCUUCAUCCACCGGGACUCAAAGGAAUGCAGCCAUGUGUUUCUAUGGGCCUUCAGGAAGCCUUUAACUCCGCCUUACACCGGUCCCUAAAAAGACUUCUCCCAGAAAUGACUGAAGACAGCAGCAACAGGGAUCGACCCACUACGCCCGCAGCAGUUGCAACCAACCCUUCAAAUGACCUCAACUCAGAGCAGCCUUCACCACAAGGAGUCUAUCCCACUCUAGGCGUGCAGUGA